Messenger RNA from Cygnus olor (mute swan), 2351 nucleotides. It is a transcript of the gene LZTS2, whose product is annotated as leucine zipper tumor suppressor 2. NCBI's taxonomy places the organism in Eukaryota, Metazoa, Chordata, Aves, Anseriformes, Anatidae. The record is from RefSeq and is a predicted model, not a curated record. Gene Ontology annotation, biological process: negative regulation of canonical Wnt signaling pathway.
CGGGCCGGCGGCGGGGGGGGGGAAGAAGGAGAAGAUGGAGGCGCCGCCGCCCGCCCCCGGCACGGCUCCCCCCGCUGGCCGCGUCCCCCCCGCCGGCACCCGGGGGGGCUCCGGGGGUCCCUGUGCGCCCUGACCCCUUCCCCCCCCGGCUCUUUCCCGCUGCAGGGGGCGACGGAGCCGAGCCGGGAGCCGGGCACACCGCCCGGAUGGGCCGCGGCUGGCGAGGCUGCCCGCGCCCCCCAGCCCGCCGGGGGCCCCCCCGCCAUGGCCAUCGUGCAGACGCUGCCCGUCUCCAUCGAGGCCGCCCCUGAGGGGGCCGCCCAGCUCCACGCCGCCGCCCGCUCCCCCCCGUCCUCGCGGGGCGCCAUGGGCAGCGUGGGCAGCCUCAUCGCCGGCCGGCCCUGCCACGACCGCUCCUGCCAGCCCCCCGGCGGCGGGGGCUCCUUCCGCGUGCACGACGGGCUGCUGCGGGCCAGCCCCCCGGACCCCCUGCUCCACGCUCUGCCCCCCAAAAAGCCCUGCUCUGCUGCGCCCGGCGUCGCCCAUGCCUACGCCAACGAAGGUUUCCACGGGGAGUGGCUGGAAGCCGCCUCUCCUGUCAGCCCCUGCAGCGACUCGGACGAGGCCCGGGAUGACCGAGCCCCCAGCGGCAGCAUUCGGGGGCCACCCCCCAAGCUUGUCCCCGUGUCCGGCAAGCUGGAGGAGAACGUGGAGAAGACCCUGAUCCGCCCCAUGGCCUUCAAACCAGUGGUACCCAAAAUCAGGACUGCUCCGGGGCCGGCCAGCCUGGGGGUGCGCCCGGCGGCCCCGGCGCUCUCGGAGAGCCAGGUGAGCCUCACCCACUUGCUGGGGGCCGCCGGGGCCGACAAGCCCGGCUCGCUGAGCUGCCGCGCCAGCAGCCACUCGGGCACGCUCUCGGACUCGGGGCGCAACUCCCUGUCCAGCCUGCCCACCUACAGCACGGGCUGCAGCCAGCACGCCGAGGCGGGAGCCCUCCCGGCCACCCCCCACGGCCACCCUGAGCCCCCGGGUGGCUACCGCCCGCCGGCCGGCCCCUCCAACUCGGACAGCGGGCGCUCGUCCUCCAGCAAGAGCACGGGCUCGCUGAGCGGCCGGGGCCGGCCCUCCUCUGAGAGCGGCUCCUGCGGGCGCUCGCCCCUGCCCGGCGAGGAGGCCCUGCUGGUGCGCGAGCUGGAGGACAAGCUGCGGGAGAGGGAGGCCGAGCUGCAGCAGCUGCGUGACAGCCUGGACGAGAACGAGGUGGCCAUCUGCCAGGUGUACGAGGAGAAGCAGCGGCGCUGCGAGCAGGAGCUGGAGGGUUUGCGGCAGCGCUGCGCGGCCCAGGUGCGGCAGGCGGCCCAGCAGGCGCAGCGCGGGCAGCAGGUCCUGCAGCUCCAGGUGCUGCAGCUGCAGCAGGAGAAGAAGCAGCUGCAGGAGGACUUUGCCCAGCUGCUGCAGGAGCGGGAGCUGCUGGAGCGGCGCUGCGCCUCCUUCCAGAGGGAGCACACCGAGCUGGGACCCCGGCUCGAGGAGACCAAGUGGGAGGUGUGCCAGAAGUCGGGGGAGAUCUCCCUGCUGAAGCAGCAGCUGAAGGAGUCGCAGGCGGAGCUGGCGCAGCGGGGCACGGAGCUGCUGGUGCUGCGGGCGCAGCUGCGGGAGGCGCGGGCCGAGCUGCAGGCGGGCGAGCAGCAGGCGCGGGGGCUGCAGGAGGCCGCCCGGCUCAAGGCGCUGGAGCUGGAGGUGUGCGCCAACGAACUGCAGCGCCGCAAGAGCGAGGCCGACCUCUUCCGCGCCAAGGCGGGCCGGCUGGAGCAGGAGGUGGCGGGGCUGCGGGAAGCCGCCCGCGGACGCUGCUGCCCCGAGCCCGGCGAGGGCUGCCCGGAGCCCGGCGAGGAGGCGCGGGGCACGGCGGGGCUGCGGAGGCAGCUGGAGAGGCUGCGGGCGGAGGUGGCCCUGGAGAGGCGGCGCGGGCAGGAGCAGCGGGACGCCUUCGAGCAGGAGCGGAGCACGUGGCAGGGCGAGAAGGAGCGGGUGAUCCGCUACCAGAAGCAGCUGCAGUACAACUACAUCCAGAUGUACCGCCGCAACCGGCGCCUCGAGCAGCGCCUCCAGCACCUCCGGCUGCAGGGCGAGGACCCCCCCGUCGUCUCAGAGCCCUGCGACCCCCCCGGGCCGGACCCACCCUUCGAGGAGAUCACGGCCACCGAGAUCUGAGACGCUGCCUGCCCCGGCUCCCUGCUUGGACAGCGGGGGUGCUCCAGCCCCUGGGAUUUUGGGGGCUGGGAGCGGGGGCCCCCACUCUGCCCCCGCUAUGCAGAGACCUCCGGCGCUGGGAGGGGGCAGAGGGGACU